Molecule: messenger RNA, 762 nt
Organism: Ogataea haglerorum
Lineage: Eukaryota; Fungi; Ascomycota; Pichiomycetes; Pichiales; Pichiaceae
Exons: 1
Coding region: 1-762 (253 amino acids)
Biological process (GO): nucleotide-excision repair; double-strand break repair via homologous recombination; DNA replication
Cellular component (GO): DNA replication factor A complex; nucleus; chromosome, telomeric region
Molecular function (GO): DNA binding
Source: RefSeq, a predicted model, not a curated record
AUGAGCGGAUACCAACCGUACAACAAUUACACCUCUGAUGGUACCGGGUACGGCAACUACAAUGGAAAUGAGACGUCCAGCUCUCAGACACGUUCUGCUGUCACUCAGUCGCUCAUCCCGGUCACCAUAAAAGAAAUCAACGAUGCCACCCAGUCCGGGCCAGACACACCAUUUCAGACGCAUGGGCUAGAAUUGUAUUACGUUUCUUUUGUGGGUAUCAUUAGGGAGCUCGACGCUUCUCAAGCUCAAUCGACCAUGCUGAAGAUCGAAGACGGAACAGGAAUGGUUUCGGUGAGAAAGUGGAAUGACGAAGAAGGAAAUGAUUCGGACUCGUUUUUGACUGGUGAGUACGUUAAGGUGGUGGCUACGAUCAGGGAGUUCUCGGGCAAGAAACAGAUUCAGACACAAACAGUGCAAAAGAUCCAUGACUUCAAUGAGAUUCCCUACCAUUUCCUCAGUGCCAUCAAAAUAUACCUUGACAACUCAGGAUCAACAAUGGUUGGAAAACAUUCCAACGCCACCAAUGGCGACAGCUCUCUUUUUGUUAGCAAUGGAACCGCGGACAACUCAAGCUCUCCUCUCGAAAAGAUUUUCGAGUUUGUCCAAGAAAACAGCGCUGUGAUGACUGACGGUGUUCCUCUGCAACUCAUUGCACAAAACUUCAACAUCUCCAUCGAAGACGCAGAAUCCAAGAUUGCCACCUUGGUUGAUGACGGCAGAAUCUACAACGGUUCCGAUGACACUAAUUUCUUGGCUGUGUAA